This is a messenger RNA of Lachancea dasiensis, 780 nucleotides long. NCBI's taxonomy places the organism in Eukaryota, Fungi, Ascomycota, Saccharomycetes, Saccharomycetales, Saccharomycetaceae. The record is from the annotation of a GenBank genome assembly.
AUGGGAGGCAAGAUCCUGAUGCUUCACGGCUAUGCUCAAUCUGGUGCCAUUUUCUACGCCAAGACUGGUGGCUUCCGUAAAAACCUAGCUAAGCUUGGCUAUGAGCUGUUUUACCCAUGCGCACCGAACAAGAUAUCAGGUGCAGACAUCAGGGACAUGGAUGAUAUCGCAUCUACUUUUAACACACAGGCCGGAACAGAUGAUAUAUAUGGCUGGUGGCUCAAGGACCCUAAUGAUGAGUACAGGGUCCCUCAGAACACAAAAGACUUCUUACGUGACUACAUUAUUGAGAAUGGACCAUUUGACGGAAUUAUUGGAUUCAGUCAGGGCGCUGGUUAUGCAGGCUACUUAUGCACUGAUGUCCGCGGGCUGUUGAGCUUAUCUGAAGAAGAGCAGCCCAAUUUCAAGUUUUUUGUAAGUUUCAGUGGCUUUCGAAUGGCUCCAAAAUGGUUUCAACAACGCUACGAGGACAGCCCGAUUACCGUUCCUUCCCUACAUGUUUUAGGAGAGUUAGACACUGUAGUUGAAAGUAGUAGAGUAAUGUGGUUGUAUGAUUCUUGCUCAGAGAAAAGCAGAACUCUGUUGAAACAUCCAGGAGGGCACUUCGUUCCCAACGGAAAAGGAUUUGUCACCAACGUUACUAACUGGCUACAAAUGGUGGGCAACAGUGAAGUAACGAAGCAUAAACAAUCGGACUCCAAUGAUAUUUCGAAGGACCCCUCCAAACCUGAUCUUGACGAUGACUUACUGGAUAUGAUAGAUGGCCUUGGUAAAGUUUAG